AUGCCCCAGACCGAUUGGGUAUUAGUGGCGCAGGGAAUCAAUACCGUUGCAUACGUCAUCACAAUUAUUGUCGGCGUCGUUGGAAAUCUUUGGGUCUCGUGGAAGGUCGGAAUUGUAUUCCUCUUCGGCCGAAAAUCAUUGGUCCCCAGAAAUAUAAUAAUUCUAAUACUGCUGAUAUGCAUUGCGGACCUUCUGGUUCUAUCCCACCUCAUAUUAUACGUCCAUUUUCAAAUAUAUCAACAAUGGGUAUUUGGCUCGUUGAUUUGCAAGUCAUUUUAUUGCAUCGAAGUUGUCAAUAAGCUUCUAAUACCUCUUGUCCUCGUUCAAAUCAGCCGCGCUUCUUAUGAAUCGGUCAGGUUGACUCAGACGUUAAACAAAAAUCGCGCAGCACCAUUCGCUUCUCAUUUCUACACGUUUUUUGGAGUUUGUGUAGUAAUUGCUCUAACGGUAAUGGUGUUCGUUAUCAAUUUCGCCGACACUCGAACAUAUCAUAUUCCAAGAAAAGGGUUGUUAAAAAAAGUCACAGUUUGUAGUUUUCAUCCACCUCAUCCAUAUGAAAUUUCGUUCAACAUUCUUGCAUUUGUGUUCGGAUAUGUCUUCACUAGUGCAGCUUAUGUCUAUUUCUACCUCAGAGUCCCUAUUUUACUUAAACGCCGCUAUUCUUCCGUCAAAACCAAUAGUAGUACAACUCGUCUCAACUGGGUAUCAAUUCUAAGGAUUCGCAGAACAGUCACAGCAUUCGUUCUAGUCUAUAUGACUUGCUGGACACCUUACUGGAUGCUGUUUUGGUUUCUCUCAUUUUAUCCCGUUGUUUCCAGUUGGAUGGUGGUGAUAUCAACUUUCACUCAUUUACUUCCUUACGUAUCUUGCACUGCAUAUCCUGUUAUCCUAACAGCAAUCAAUAAAGGAAUUCGAAGCGCACAUUCAACCAUCAUGAGUAGUCAGCGAAAGAAAUUCAAUACGAUUAGAGAAGGUGCCUAUCAGAUGAUUACCACCCAACUUGGUGUUGUGCAAACCUGGCUGCGUGAAGAUAAUCGUCAAACCGAUAACUCUCGUCGAUUUCGAUGGAGCUCUUCAGCUGGCGUUUCCAAUGAAAAAACUACAAGUUUCGAUGAAGUCGAUCUAUAG
Molecule: messenger RNA, 1128 nt
Organism: Caenorhabditis bovis
Lineage: Eukaryota; Metazoa; Nematoda; Chromadorea; Rhabditida; Rhabditidae
Source: the annotation of a GenBank genome assembly